This is a messenger RNA of Babesia microti strain RI, 6339 nucleotides long. RefSeq lists its product as hypothetical. NCBI's taxonomy places the organism in Eukaryota, Apicomplexa, Aconoidasida, Piroplasmida, Babesiidae. The transcript has a single exon. The coding region runs from base 1 to 6339 and encodes 2112 amino acids. The record is from RefSeq and is a predicted model, not a curated record.
AUGACUUGCAACGUUUCCCAGCAGUUAGAGCUCCUCCGGCAGCAAAGGUCCCGAGUGUCAAUCAACCGAUACCACUUUAAGGAAUUGCAAUCGCUAAUUCCUAAUUGCUGGGCUAAUGUUAAACAAUUUGAUAUACAGUUUGAUAAAUGCAGCCAAUUAUUUGAAACCCCAAAUGAAGUAUCAUUUAACAGUUCAUCACAUAAAUCUGAUGAAAUCCAUGACACUACAUUGCCAACAAAUAUAGAUUUUAUGGACCAGCAGCAGCUGGCCCAGUUGGACAAUUUAGUUACUCUGUUUCUAGACUUAUCUCUUCCCUAUAACAUGAAAAAGGAUGUGCAAACUUUGGUCUGGUAUCUAAUCUUUUCUUACCAGGCCAGUAUCCGAUACUCGACCAAUUUGCUCUUGUACAUACUACCAAGGCACUUGUCCAGCUUUUACCUAGACCUGAUACCACAUCUAAGUUUUAGCAAAGAUUCAACUUUCAGGGCCUAUAAAACAAGUAUUAAUCCAUCGCGGGAAUACAUCACAAGUGUUACAAUUAAGCACUUUAACAAUUACCAGCAAUUGUCUCUUCUAGCGAGGAGGUUGUGCAUUGAAAUGGAUAGGGAUGAGCAGAAUUCAGAAUUAAUGGCAUUCUAUAAUUCAAUACAAAUUGAACUAUUUAAUCAGCCAGGAGGAAUUCGUGAUAACCAAUUAAGAUACUUUGUCGUCAAUGCUAUGGAAGCGCUCAAGUUUCCGAAGAAAAGGAAUUAUUACAACACUUAUCUUUGUGGCAUAUCAGCCUUAUUUUUCAAAAUUAAUUUAUCAAUUGAAAUACAGAACGAUAUAAUCCACUCAUUGGUCAAACCGGCAUUUGAUGGAGCUGGCAAUGCUGCUAAUUGCAGCAAUUUGAAAGAGAUAAUACUAUUAAUAUCCACAUCGUUGAAGCACCAAAACAAGAUAGGCAAAUUGCCCAUUAAGUGGAUUAAUUUAAUAGCCACAAAUCAUGAAUAUCAACGAGAAUUGUUUGUUUGUCUCGGGGAACUGAUAGAGGCAGAAAUUGAACCUUUCAGGUUUUGUGAACUAAUAACAACUACAAUUCUAGAUGAGACUCAAUAUGACGAUUCUAUGAUUGGCCAAUAUGUACAAGUAUUGUUAAACCUGAUAAGCCAUCUCAAUCAAUGCAAUUCAAACUCCACAAAUCAAUUGGCUAGUUCUAUCGUUUUAACAAUUUUAAACAAGUUAGAAAACAUUUGCACUAUUGUCAAUGAAAAUCUUUGCAUUCAGAUUGACGGUAGGUUGGAUUUUUUUGCCCUGUAUAAGUAUCAGUUGUCACUUUUAUACAAACUGCUGAAAAAUAUAUCAAACACUUUUCCCAGGCUAUAUAGUAUUCUAAUUAGGUCUCCAAUUAACGCUAAUGAGCAUUUUAUGAAUUUUUUAAAGAUGGCUACCACGGAACCAAAUGAAGUUGAUCCGGCUCUAGAAUUGGACAGUUCUAUACAAUAUAUUAGCAAUAUCGCAAUUUUUGAGCAUGAUAUAGCACUGAACAUAGUUAAAUUGUCUCUGGAACGAUUUCAACAUUGGAGCCAAUCAAACACUGAAAAUGACAAACUUUCACUAUUGGCAAGCAAACUAGUAUCAUUGCUACCAAAUUACCGUAGCCAAAUAUUGAACAAUACAAAUCUUUGGCAAUUUGUUUCAAGAAUGCAAUGCAAAGGUGAUUUUUUGCCCAUCAUAUACCAACUAAUAAGGGAUAUAAUGUGCGAAGUAGAUAACUCAAUUAUUGAGUGUCUAUGCGACGGAUUGGUAAGAGUAGACAAAGAUCAGUUAUUUACAAAUGAUUAUACAUUCUUAGAAUAUUGUUUGAAUAAUUUGGAGUCGUCUAAGGAUUUGUUUACUUGCAUAGAUAUAAUUACCCAGAUUGGAGGAGAUUAUCCAGGGCUCAGCCAUGUUUUGGGUCCCAUAUCCUUUUUCUUGACCAAAUUGGCCCAAAAUAAUAAUCUCAAUGGCAGGCUAAAAACAUAUAUAACAUCUAGCUGUUUGACACUCAAUUCCAUAAAUUGUUGCUACAACUGGGCUGAAAUGUCAACUCAAUAUAUCGCAGAUGUGAUAAGUCCUCCAGAUUCUGAUGCCUCUAGGCCAAUACUGUCGAUUCAUAUUCUGAUGGAGUACUUGGAUUAUUUAUGCGCUGAUAGUUGUGUAAAUAAUGCUGGUAAAAUCAUUACUGUCAUGACUGCGUUGAUACAAUCACUAGAUAAGGCGAUGGAAUUGGCUAAAAUAUCUUCCACAAAACACGUUGACAAGAUUCCCCUCAUAUCUACGUUGGCAAAUUCAUUCCAUUCAUUUUCAAUACAAUUAUUAGCACUUACAAAACCACACGCAAGCCGCAAUUCAUUGACGGAGUUUCAAGAUUGGGUUAUUUAUAACAUACUGGUAAUAGGUUGUACCAACGAUAUUUUAUAUCGGGCACUCUGCAAAUCAAUCCAAACCUCACACAAUACCACUGUAUACUCGCUCAAUCUCAUAAAUUGCCGCCUUAAAUUGGGUUUGGUGAGCCAAACAGUUUAUAAGGGUUCAAAUGACUCCGUCAACCUUUCAAUUUGUAAUUGUUAUCAGGGUUUGGAGGGGGAAUCAUUUGCAAGUGAUCUGGCUGAAUUUUUGGGUGAGAAAAGUUGUGAUACGUCUGAUUUGGAGGGUUUAGAAGGUAAGAAUAUUAUACAGUGUAUUAAUUGUCCUGGGUUUAGACUGAGACGUUCAGAUGUAUCUUCUGUGAAAUUGUACAAAAGGUUGCUGAAAUUUCUCAACAUGACAAAGAAAGAUUCGUCAACUGCCAUGUUGAUUUUACUGAUUUAUCUAGCCCCGUUAAUUAUCAAACAUGAGUACAUUGAGCCUACGAUUGGGUUUAUCAGGUCGGUAAUUGAGAACAAGUGUAAUUUCGACAUUGUUAGUACAAUGAAAUCGUUUGUGUCUGAUGGAUUUCUGGUUUCAGAUCCACUGAAAUGUAACUUUAACAUACCAAAAUCCGACAUAAAUAACUUUGUGUCUGAUUUUUUAAGCGAUAAAAGCGACACAAGCAUAUUUGCGAAUUUUUUAGUAAUGCUCAAAACAUUAUUAUCUAAAUAUCAGAAGGUGGCACAGUCAGUUAUUUUUUUAUCCCAUUUUUUGCCUAUAAACAUAUUACGUCAUUCCAAGCCACUAUACACGAUGAUUGGGUUGAACAAAUUUACUUACACUAGCACUUUUCAACUGUUUUGCGAUAUAGGCAAUUCCAGUAAUAGAAUAGAUGCAAGGGGCAUGGGGAUUAUGUUAAAUGUAUUAAGGAUUAUUACUUUUGUUACAAAUGAGAAGGUAAGGGAUAAAAAGUUUUCAAAUAAUUACGUCAGGAGCAUUAUUUUACCAUUAUCUUCUGUUAACUCUACCAAUGAUGGGGUUAAUGAAUUUUGGAGGGAGAUGGCCAAAAAGUUAUUAAUUUACUCACUUCACUUGGCUCUUAAGUUGAAUAUGCUACAGUAUUUGGAUGAUCAGUUGCUUGGUGAAAUUAUUCUUUUAUUGGGCGAAAAUGUCUACUUGAGCGGAAUUUUUCAACAAGAAAGUUUGGCCAUUAAUAUGAGCAAAACGUUCAAAUAUCUGCUAAAUUUAAUUAAAGAUGAUGGUAGACGGUCGUACCAAGUGGCAAAUGUGUUGGUCAUCAUGUCAGAUCACUUGCCAUCGGCAAAAUUGUUGCCGGAUAUCAUCGCAAAAAUUGAGUUACAUACUGGUGAUUUGAAAGUGGCGUUGUUCCUUUCUGCUUGUAAAAUUGCAGGGAAAUAUCUAGACCACACUCCAAGUGUGGGAAUUCAGCUGAUUAAAAUGGGAAUUGAUGGCUGGUGGGGAGACUCUCACAAAUAUUGCACCGAAACGUCAAUUACUUUUAUCAAUUUGUGCAGAGGGUUUGCCAAGGUUUGCCCUGAGGUAUCUAGUUUGAUAUUGGAUGAGAUGAAGAAGCUGUCAAAUCCAGUAUUUGAGGGAUUAAAUGCUUUGAUUUCACAUCUGAUAAAGACCGCCCUUGUUGGUUUGACUGGAGUUGAUACUUAUAAGAAUGCUUCCGGCUCUAGAAGAUUGGAAACCACUAAAACUGCAGCUAUUGUCUGGAACAACUACUCCACAGGCAUAUUACUAUCAACUGGUAGCGAAUUUGCCCCUAUUGACUACUAUAUUUACUCUGCAGAAAUUUUACGCAGUGGGAGAAUUGACCGUAAAUUUUACGAGUCAUUGGUGGAUCUAGACAAGGUGAAGGUGAUUUUGUCCAUGUCUUCCAUGCUAAACAGUGGAAUAACUACCGAAUUACAGCCAAAACUGGAAAUUUUAGCCGAAUUAGUGUCUAUGGAAUCUGAAUCAGGGGUCUUACAAAUUACAACAGCUGUUCAAUCUGAGAAGGAUACACAUGAAUACAAAAAGAUUAGACUUAUUGGGGACAUUUUACACAAUUUGCUUACAUUAUUGACAAAGUGCGAGUAUCCCUCUAUUAAGCGAUCGGUGAAGUUGUUAUUUUCAAAAACUCACCUCCUGUUAAAUACACCGCACCUGAUACUGGCAAUAUUGGAUUACCCAUACUAUUACAGUCCAAACGAGCAAAUAACUGUUACUAGCAGCCAGGAGGAUAUCCCAGUGUUAAUGGAAUUGUUCAAAUUAUUGACAAACAUUUUCAAUCGGGACAUUGUAAAUGGGGUGAUUUCUGAUAGUUUGAAAGGGCUCGAGGUUUCAAUUUUGUACUACAAAAUAGCCUGUAUUUUAUCCAAACUUUACAAGUUUAACCCUCAUGUAAUACUCAAAUCUUUUAUCUUUCUGGUUAGGGUGAAGUGUUCUGAUUCUAAAGUGUUGCGUACAAUUGUGUAUCCUUUGGUAUCUACUGAGAAUGAAACUACCCAAAAUUUACCAAAGCAGGACAUUUAUUUAUUGUGUAAGUUGGUAAAUUUAUCUACAUCAAUUCCCAAUGUGGAAGCUGUACUUGGAGAAUUGGGGUUGGGAAUGAUAAAGGCGCUGAUUAUAUUUAACAAAUCCUUCACCGCCAGUGAGAAGAAUGUAUUGGUAGAUGUGAUGAUAUGUACGACUAUAGCAACAUUGUCAGCUUUUGUUAAAAUUACGAGCGAUGUUUCUGACGACCUGUUUUAUUUAUCACUUGGAACAGAGCAGGUGGCAAUUAGGACUAAGAUAUUAAUAUCAUUGGCAAAGUCCCUUUCAUUUCCUCAUUUGACCAAGUUAAUAUGUGACAGUUACGUCAAAUUCUCCUGUGAUACAGUUGAUAAUUGUAUCUGCGGCUUUAAUUUAAUGGAAUUUUAUGUACAGCAUUUUCAGGGCGAAAUCACGGUUCAAAACCGAAAAAUUACCCAAAUGAUUAUUAAAUUAAUCACAAAAUGCUCUCAAUUUGAGACAAUUGCCAAUUAUCCCAACAUUGACUCAAUAACAUUGGCAGACUACAUCAAUAAGGUGGAGGAAAACGAUGAUACUUUCUCAAGAUUUCAUUUUCAUAUGGGGAAAUUACUAACAAGCUGGUUUGGAAAAACUACUUUAUUUGAGAUGACAAGCUUUCUCCAAACGUUUAGAAGUAUCUGUAACGCGAAAUCCCCACAGGCAGUGAGAUAUCACCACUUGUACCUAUACCUGGUUGGCAAUAUUUUGUGCCAAUUUAAACAUGUUCCUAAGGUGGAUACCAUGUUGUUACCUACAGUUUUGCCCAUUGUAAACGUUUCAUUUGCCUCAAUUAGUCUAGAUGUUCUACAAAAUUGUGAUAUCCAAAAGAAUUUAUACUUUACAAAUGUUACAUUGUCGUUGACAAUCUUGGCUGCAAUGAAGGAGUAUAUUAUAUCGGUACAGCUCAUGUCAGAUUUGGUUGAAUCCCUGGCUCUUUCAAUCUGUGCUAUUGAAGCGGUGUAUACUGGCUGCAAUGCAUGGGAUGACGACCGUACAAUAUCGAAUGGAAAGAGGAAAAGGGAAAAGGAGGAAAAGCUAGAUAAAUAUCCCGGUAAAUACAUUUGUUUGUGGCAAAAAAUUAUAGAAACAAUUUUGGUGGCUGUGCUCAGCGAUGACAACUAUGAAAUUGCAUGCAAGGGAUUGGUCAAACAGCUAUCCCUUGGCAGUACAUUUUUCAAGAAAACCUUAUUGUCAUCUUUGUUCAACAUAUGGUCCAAGAUUGAUACAAGGGACGAUUGUUACGACGCUUAUCUGGUGGAUAGGCUGGGGUCUAGCGGUAGGGAGUUGACUGUUAUUGUUAAGGACCUUGAGUUCGACGGAGAUUACCAAGUGGCCAGCUUGGCUAAAAGGCUAGGCAAGAGACUCGAGUCCUUUUGUUAUAGAUGCAACCAAAUUGAGAUAGACGAGUAA